CUCUAGGACCUGGAGCGCUGCUGUCACGUGCCCCGACUGCCUCAGCGCCCCCCUCGCCUCCUCCCCUUGUUCAUCGGUUCGAGCCCGUCCCCUGCCUGCCAGUGACCGUCUCAGCCAUGAUGCAGGAAGGCCUGGAUGACGGACCCGACUUCCUGUCAGAGGAGGACAGAGCGCCCAGGGCAAUUAAUGUAGACCUUCAGCCUGAUGCCACACUGCAAGUCGAUAUAUCAGAUGCAUUGAGUGAAAGAGACAAAGUAAAGUUCACGGUACAUACAAAGAGUUCACUACCAAACUUCAAGCAGAACGAGUUCUCUGUGGUGAGGCAGCAUGAAGAGUUCAUCUGGCUUCACGAUUCCUUUGUGGAAAAUGAGGAAUACGCUGGAUAUAUUAUACCACCAGCACCUCCAAGACCGGAUUUUGACGCCUCCAGAGAGAAACUCCAGAAACUUGGCGAAGGGGAAGGGUCCAUGACCAAGGAGGAGUUUACCAAAAUGAAACAGGAACUAGAGGCAGAGUAUCUGGCCAUCUUCAAGAAAACCGUAGCGAUGCACGAAGUCUUCCUGUGCCGCGUCGCAGCUCAUCCCAUUCUUAGGAAAGAUUUAAAUUUCCAUGUUUUUCUGGAGUACAAUCAAGAUUUGAGCGUCCGAGGAAAGAACAAAAAAGAAAAGUUAGAAGACUUUUUUAAAAGCGUGGUUAAAUCGGCCGAUGGAGUCAUUGUUUCAGGCACUAAGGAUGUGGAUGAUUUCUUUGAUCACGAGCGGACUUUCCUUCUGGAGUAUCAUAAUCGAGUGAAGGAUGCCAGCGCAAAGUCUGACAAGAUGACGAGAUCUCACAAAUGUGUUGCCGAUGACUACAACAGGAUAGGGUCGUCGCUGUAUGCUUUGGGAACACAGGACAACACUGACAUAUGCAAAUUUUUCCUUAGAGUAUCUGAAUUGUUCGACAAGACACGUAAAAUCGAAGCCCGAGUGUCAGCUGAUGAAGAUCUGAAGCUUUCUGACCUCCUAAAAUAUUACUUAAGAGAAUCACAAGCUGCUAAGGAUCUCCUGUACAGAAGGUCCCGCUCGUUGGUGGAUUAUGAAAAUGCCAAUAAAGCACUAGAUAAAGCCCGAGCCAAGAACAAAGAUGUUCUGGUAGCAGAGACCACUCAACAGUUGUGCUGUCAAAAGUUUGAGAAGAUAUCCGACUCUGCUAAACAAGAACUCAUGGACUUUAAAACACGGAGAGUGGCUGCUUUUCGAAAGAACCUAGUAGAACUUGCUGAACUGGAACUCAAACACGCCAAGGGUAACUUGCAGCUACUGCAGAGCUGUUUGGCCGUGUUAAACGGUAAACCGUAACUCCGUCCUCCUCCGCAAAGGAAAAAAAAACCCACAAGCAGUCCCUCCUUUCGGGUCGUCGAGCCGCCACGUUUUCCGGGUUGGUACAUCGGGCAUUCCUAGCUCCGCAGAGAACGAACUUGUACGCGGAAAACGGGCCGACUCCAUGUCGGAAGCAGCUCGCUUCUACGUCCACAUUCAGUGUAUACACAUGUACAAUAAUUUAGUAUACUUUACGUCCGCCACAAAUUCAAAUCUCUCCUUUUUUUUCGGGUGAAAAUAGACGAAUAAAUGCUCUCCACGUUACGAACUGUAUCAUCAUCAUCAUAACGCUGCCAAUCUUAUUUACCGAUGUAUGUUAAUCGUGGAUGAUGAUCGACAUUCACGGUGAAUUUAAUGUUGCCAUUAGUUGUGUGCGUCGUAUACUUUGUCCCGUUUUCCAUGUUUUUAUUUUUUGUUCUGUUUUUUUUUUUUAAGCCUCUGUUAUCUUGAUUUACUGAACUAUGUUUUUUUUUUUAUUAAAUAGUUCUUAGAUUUUUCAGAAUGCUCCGAAUAUCUUUUUAAAAGUUACGUUCCUAACGCUAAUGCAUCAAUAUGUAUGCCUUAAAUUGUAGACUUCUCUCAAAUAUUGUAAAAUAAACUGUGAAUCCGAUGAUUUUUAA
This is a messenger RNA of Spea bombifrons (plains spadefoot toad), 1981 nucleotides long. RefSeq names its product sorting nexin 6 (gene SNX6). Gene Ontology annotation, cellular component: endosome. The coding region runs from base 117 to 1340 and encodes 407 amino acids. The transcript has 14 exons. The record is from RefSeq and is a predicted model, not a curated record. Lineage: Eukaryota; Metazoa; Chordata; Amphibia; Anura; Pelobatidae. Gene Ontology annotation, molecular function: phosphatidylinositol binding.